CUGUCAGACGUCCAUCGACACCCACCCCGCCCGCGCGCCACAAGGGCAAGACCGCAGACGGGGACGAGAUCAUCACCGCUCUCUAUACAGCCUGCGAAGGAAUCGCCGACCGCCAUCCUUGCGGACAGAUCGAGAGCAACCAGAGUUCUUCACUCUAGGGUGCCGAGGAUAUCAUUCAUCAACCAGGGUGGGAUCUGUGGCUCCUGUAGGGAACCAAGAAUAGGUCGAAUACUAUAG
This is a messenger RNA of Colletotrichum gloeosporioides, 237 nucleotides long. RefSeq lists its product as uncharacterized. The transcript has a single exon. The record is from RefSeq and is a predicted model, not a curated record. Lineage: Eukaryota; Fungi; Ascomycota; Sordariomycetes; Glomerellales; Glomerellaceae.